Molecule: messenger RNA, 347 nt
Organism: Staurois parvus
Lineage: Eukaryota; Metazoa; Chordata; Amphibia; Anura; Ranidae
Source: the annotation of a GenBank genome assembly
AAUAAGUCCAUCCAUGAAAUUUCCUUGCUACUAAAUAUUCCACCGUCAACUGUUAGUGGUAUUAUGACAAAGUGGAAGCAACUGGGAACAACAGCAACUCAGCCACGAAAUGGUAGGCCAUGUAAAAUGACAGAGUGGGGUCAGCGCAUGCUGAAGCAUACAGUGCGCAAAAAUCACCAAUUGUCUGCAGAGUCAAUAGCUAAAGACCUCCAAACUUCAUGUGGCCUUCAGAGAGCUUCAUGGAAUAGGUUUCCAUGGCCGAGAAGCUGCAUCCAAACUUUACAUCACCAAGUUCAAUGCAAAGUGUUGGAUGCAGUGGUGUAAAGCACGCUGCCACUGGACUCUAG